AUGGGGUCGACGUUUCAUAUGAAACCGGCUCACCAAGCGGAUCUCAAAGGUAAGGGGAUCUUAUACGAGGAUGAUGAUGAGCCGGUGAAGCUGAUUGAUCAGGAUGAUUCGUUCGUCAUUAAGGAGUUCGGUUUGACCUUGAUCGGGAAGAUUCUAAACCCGAAGAAACAAAACGUGGAGAAGCUACUCCAGACGAUGCCUUCUCAAUGGGGCUUGGCUGAGAGAAUCACGGCCAAUGAUCUAGGGAAUGGAAAGUUCCUUUUCAAUUUCACAAAUGAGGAGGAUUUGAAUUACGUUAUGGCGAAGGGGCCCUUUCAUUUCAACUUCUGUAUGUUCGUAUUGGUUCGUUGGGAACCCAUUGUGCAUGAUGAUUACCCGUGGAUCAUACCAUUUUGGGUACACUUGAUCGGCUUUCCUCUCCAUCUGUGGACUGACGCAAACCUAAGAAACAUAGAAGGUCGAAUCGGGCACAUUGACACUAUGGAGCUCACGGAGGGACGUAUGCUUAUAUAUGUUGACUCAACACGUCCUCUGAAGUUCUCUCGGAAGGUAGAAUACGAAGGUGAUGAGGUUACGAUCGAGAUAAAGUAUGAUCUGCUCUUCAAGCAUUGUACUACAUGUGGAAUGUUGUCUCAUGAGAAAGGAUACUGCCCCUCCAUCGGUGCUAGACAGCCCACUCUGGAACGAGCUGAUGUGUUCACACGUAUGCAGUUACCGGUGCGACACAACGGCCGUGACAAUCAGAAUAAUGAUUGCAGACAUCACCAGCCUUUGCUGGAGAUAAGAGAGCCCCACUCACGCACCUAUGCUGAGUAUAUGCCACGGCGUGAUUUGCGUAUCAAUCUCCGAGAGGGGAACGAUCGUCAGUCUCGAUCAUGGGAUGAUAAUCGCCGCUUGGGGUCACAGGCAGAUCGCCGCAUGCGAACACAUGCUGAUAGAAUCAUCAGACGCAAAGACGACUAUAAGCGGAGUGACAGAUAUGGUGGAGGACGCGCUCGUGCAGGUCCAUAUGAUCGCAGAAAGGAGGUUUCAUGGAGGCCAAAACAGAGGCUCCCCGAGGUAAAUGGCAACGAGCAGAUGGGUGAUGGUUCAAAUGUUUCGAAGAAUGCGAUUGUUCCCUAUGAACACAUCUCUGGGGCAGGGUCCCUUGACUCGCUAACUCAUUCUAAGGAUGCAGAUGCUGGUACCUCUAGGAAGCUUGCAAGCGCCAUUGUCACUCCAUCGCGACUGGAUCGUGUAAUGGAGGAUAACGUGACGGUACGGAGCAGGUCUGUGGGAAGCGGGGAUGGAAAGGCUGAUAGCUCUUUCUUGCCUUUCAAGCAGAUGUUGAGUGAUUUUGGAAUGUUAGAAUUUCCAUUUACUGGGAACAAGCUGUCCUGGGUUGGAAAAAGAUCGGGAGGAACAACUGUUAGAUGCAGACUUGACAGAGCAGUGGGUAAUGAGGAUUGGCACGAUAAAUUCCAACAUUCAGCUGUCAAGUAUCUGAGGCUCUGGGGCUCGGAUCAUCGUCUGAUCCUCGCAGAUAUACUCACAAAACCAACAAGGAGAAAAAAGAAAUUUAAGUUUGAUAAGCAUUGGUUGGAUAACGAGGAGCUAAGGCAAGUUAUUCUAGAGGGAUGGAAGUCGAAUGAUCUCCCUCCUGAUGCGAAUAUAAUGGAACAUAUUGCUAGCUGCCAGAAAGCUUUGAGUCAUUGGAGGAGGCAAAAUAAUGUGAACUCUGAAAAGUUAGUAGAAGAGCUUAAGGAGAAGGUAGAAGGUCUUUACGAGGACGAUAAUGCUACUUCUGAGGAGAUAUCAGAGGCUCUAAAGGAAUUAUCCACUGCUCUUAAGGCAGAGGAACAAGUGAACAUGGCUAGGAACUCUCUUCCUUCGAGCUCUGAUCCCAGGAAUCCUUUUGGUGGAGAUCGCGGCAUCACUCCGGUUACCGACAUCAAACCGCGUUCCAUCAACCGUGAAGAGGCUGCAGCAUACUGGCUUGAUACAUGUGGGCUGGAGAUCCCUCCCCCUGAACCAUGGAAUCCUGUCAGGCCUCGCGUUGGAUGGGUUGUUGGCGAGCCAAGUAGGAGUACCUAUCCGUUUCUUAACACGGUAAUCAAGGGGUCUACUGCUGAUUACCCUCGUUGGAGAGAGUGCUUCUGUUUCGUUCGUCUGGACAGGGCGUCCGUUUCAGAGGAAUGCUUGCCUCUCUUCAAGUGUUCAUGGGGAAGAAUGGGUAAGGUCGUUGAUUACUCCCGUGAUCCUUUCUUUGUUGGUUCCAAAGAUUUUGCGUUUUAUUUGCAGUUCGCGAUCUCAUUCCCCCUUUUCCAGAGGACCUAUUUUCCGUCAGGGCCAUCCUUCGUGGCGGUCCAUUUUUCUGGGGCUACUUCACCCCGUAGAGAGUUUGCGCGGCAGUGA
Brassica oleracea var. oleracea is the source of this 2394-nucleotide messenger RNA. RefSeq lists its product as uncharacterized. The transcript has 3 exons. The record is from RefSeq and is a predicted model, not a curated record. Bases 1 to 2394 code for a protein of 797 amino acids. Lineage: Eukaryota; Viridiplantae; Streptophyta; Magnoliopsida; Brassicales; Brassicaceae.